This is a messenger RNA of Phyllotreta striolata, 2967 nucleotides long. The record is from the annotation of a GenBank genome assembly. Lineage: Eukaryota; Metazoa; Arthropoda; Insecta; Coleoptera; Chrysomelidae.
UUAAUUCAUAAUAAAUUUACAGUUUUCUCAGGUCCAGGUCAGUUGUUCUCGUACAAUAAUAAAUAUAAAUGUUUCGGCUUUACGCAAAUGGAUUUGUUUUGAAUAGCGUAAGCUAGAAGCUAGAUAAUACGAAGAAUUUGAAAUACCUAGUAAACGGAAUAUCUGUUUAAAUGAACCACAUUCGGCCGUCUUGAGGAAAAACCAGCGUUUUCGGCUAUACUUUUCUUUGUGAUUGUAAUUAUUGAUUAUAGUAUCUUAGGAAUAGGAUUGACGUUUCUCAGAAAAAUUUUAGGUAGGAGUUUCUGAAAAGAUCGUAGGUACAUAUGUAAAUUUUACCGAGAAACGUCAGUUCUAUAAAAAUGAGUAAUUUCGUUAUUCCAUAAAAUGAAGCGAAAUACACCAGUGAUUUGAUUCAAAAACGGCCAGGCUCCAGAAAAAUAUUAUGGUUAUGUCAUUAUUGGAAUGUAUUGAGAAUUUAUGCAUACUAAAUUUUCUCUUACGAAUCUUUUAAGGCUGAGCAAUGUCUGCAAUAAAUGCAAACGCACCCUCUUCAGCGGACGCCUGCCUCAGCAUAGUACACAGUUUAAUGUGCCACAGGCAGGGUGGUGAAAGUGAAGGUUUCGCUAAAAGAGCUAUCGAAUCGUUAGUGAAGAAACUUAAGGAAAAAAGAGACGAACUAGACUCUUUGAUCACAGCAAUAACCACAAGCGGGGCGCAUCCCAGCAAAUGUGUAACGAUACAAAGAACACUCGACGGACGAUUGCAAGUCGCCGGAAGGAAGGGUUUUCCUCAUGUAAUAUACGCAAGAAUAUGGCGGUGGCCGGAUUUGCAUAAAAACGAACUGAAACACGUCAAAUACUGCCAGUUCGCAUUUGAUUUGAAAUGUGAUUCGGUCUGCGUGAAUCCGUAUCACUACGAAAGGGUCGUAUCUCCGGGUAUAGACCUAUCCGGUCUGACGUUGCAAUCCGGAACACCGAGGCUCGUCAAGGAUGAGUACACGGCCGGUGCUGUGGCUGGCAACAGCAUGGAAAUCGACGGUGAUAUGGGAAUCAACGUGUCUCAGACUAUUCAGCAUCACCCGCCACAGCAAAAUUUCACCCUCACCAAUUUGCAACCUCCUCCGACAAGUGAUCCAGCAGUAUAUAAUUCAUCAAAUAGGCCCAGUAUGGGGUCAUCAACAGUACCAAAAAUUGAAAGUGGACCAGAUACUUCCAGAACAAAUUGGUUGCCUCAUAUGCAAAUACAUCGCCAAAAUCCAGUAUACAACACACCUCAGGCGCAACCUGUGCAAGAAAGACCGCAAGAAGCCAUACCGCAAAGUUUAGCGGCCAAUUCUCCAGUUUCGCCACCUCUUCAACAAAACGGAUUCAGCAAUUCGAGCAGCACCGCCGUCGCGUCCAACAAUAACGGAACAGUCUCAGGGACACAACCGACCAAUACCAUAGGACAAGCAUUUACAGGCGCAGGCGGCACAUGGACCGGUUCAAAUACCUUGACCUACACGCAAUCCAUGCAACCGCCAGACAACAGAAACCAUCACACCACCUACUGGAACCACAAUUCGCCGAACCAAAUCAGCUCGGAAGUUAGCAUAGCCGGCCUGCUAUCUUCCCAGCCGGCGCCGGAAUAUUGGUGCUCGGUGGCCUACUUCGAGCUCGACACCCAAGUGGGCGAGACGUUCAAGGUGCCAUCGAAUUGCCCGAACGUCACCAUCGACGGCUACGUGGACCCGUCGGGCGGCAACCGGUUCUGCUUGGGCGCCCUCAGCAACGUGCACAGGACCGAGCAGAGCGAGAGGGCGCGCUUGCACAUCGGCAAGGGCGUGCAAUUGGAUCUCAGAGGCGAAGGGGACGUGUGGUUGAGGUGUUUGAGCGAUCACUCGGUGUUCGUGCAGAGUUACUAUUUGGACAGGGAGGCCGGCAGGCAACCGGGCGAUGCCGUGCACAAGAUUUAUCCCGGUGCUUACAUUAAGGUUUUUGACUUGCGACAGUGCCAUCACCAGAUGACGACUCAGGCGGCUACGGCUCAGGCUGCCGCAGCAGCGCAGGCAGCUGCUGUCGCUGGGCAUAUUCCAGGUCCUCAUUCGGUCGGUGGAAUAGCUCCGGCUAUAAGCUUAUCUGCGGCGACAGGUAUAGGCGUCGAUGAUUUGCGCCGCUUGUGCAUUUUAAGAUUGAGUUUCGUGAAGGGCUGGGGACCGGAUUAUCCCCGGCAAUCGAUCAAAGAGACGCCCUGCUGGAUAGAAGUCCACCUGCAUAGAGCGCUGCAGCUGUUAGAUGAAGUCUUACAUACGAUGCCAAUAGAUGGUCCUCGAGCAAUAGAAUAAAGUACAGAUGGAGUAGGUUUGAAUACCUCGCUCACAACCUGAAGAAACAAUAUAUUUUCUUAAGGAGAUCGCACUUCAUUAUUCAUGCGUGUUUGUGUGUUCGAAUGCAUGUCUGCAUGUGUACUAGUUGUACUCUAAUUCAAAAGGCUGUUUCUUUAGAUUUUUUUUAAGUGGGAGCCGCGAUAGACCCUGCAUCCUUAUUUUAAUAAAAAGUAUUUUUUUAAGUUUAUUUACAAUUUACAUGACGUGUUUGUGUAUUGCUGUAAUCCUCACUAGACAAUAUUGCUGUUGGAUAAAUAAAUCAAAGGAAUCAGGGAUUUAAACCAGCUACUAUUUUAUAAAACAAAUAUGUUUCCACUGUUUGAUCGAGUUCCAGAUCGGAAACCCGAAUGAAAUUCAUUUGACGAUUCUAAUGUUUUUGUUGUACUAAAAAUUGUUUCUUUUUCUAAGCAAUUUAUGGAAAGAGAUAUGGAAUGGUCAUUUUAAAUUUUGAUUAUUUUGUAUAUAAUAUGCUAUAUUAUAAAUGUAAAAAAAAUAAAAUGUAAUUGUGUUUGUAUAAAACACCAGAAUUUGGAAAAAAGUUUAUUACUAUAUUAAAAGUUCUUGAUACACGUAAUAUCUAAUAAUAGAUUCCCGUUAUUUUU